AGCGGCCGAUGGAUCGGCGGUCUCCUUUGCGUUCGGGUUGGGCUCAAACCCUGACCCUUCAAAGACACCCCUCUUCGAAACAAGGAGCCAUUUACUGGCCGAGUCAAGGUGGUGCAAUAUGUCCGUUUGAAUGAUGCGUUGAUUUAGCCGAUACGUGCGCAGCGGCGGGGGGCUGAGUCUCCGCCCGACCCGAGACGUUUGGACUUUGCCACGCCGGUUCCCGCUCGCUCGCUCGCUCGCUCGUCCGUCUUUGGGUUUUUCGCCCUCCCUUUUUGACAUUUUAGCUUCCGCGGAUCCUAAAAAGGUCGGAGGAAGGCGAGCGCCCGACGCAGUCGCCCGAGGUGGCGAAGCUGAUAUUUGAGCGCACGCCGAGGCUUCCGUUGCCACGAUGGCAAAACGAGCUUGUUUGGCUACUCGUCGAGCGCGGCCUCUGCACUAACAGACGCAAACCACGUCAUCUUGUUCCAUUUCCUCUUUCAAGUGUUUUGACGUCCAUUCCGACACCCGAGUGGCGGGUCGAGGACUCGGCGUGCUUAAUUGUUGCCAAAAUCCCACGUAUUUUUUUUGCCGUCCCGCGCCAGGACCUGGGCGAGCACGGCAUCGCCCCGGCCCGCAUCACCACGACGCGGCCCUUCGCGGCGCCGGCGCGACGGGACAAAGCCCAGACCGUCAACGCCCGGUCGGCCCUCAUCCCGGGCGACAGCAUCCUGGAGGAACUGGUCGCUCCUGCGAGGUCUUGCGUCGGCGUGGAGCUCCUGACCCGAAUGGGCUGGAAAGCGGGUCAGGGCGUGGGACCUCGGGUGAAGAGGAAGAGACGGCGCCAAGGCGCGCCCGACGGUGGCGCUAGAGUCUUCGGCUGCGCUCCUCCCCCCGCCGGCUCGGAGGAGGACGAGGACGACGACGAGUUUGUCCCCGAGAACGUGACGUUCGCCCCCAAAGACGUGAUGGCGGUGGACUUCAGCGUGAGGACGGGGCUUCAGGGUCUGGGCUACAGCGGUCUGGAUCCCGGGCUGGCUCUUCGCGGCGAGGCCGGCGACGGGCACGUGGACCUGUUCUCGCCGCACUCUGACGCCACCAGCAGGCUCUUCGGGGAAACGCCCCGGGGCUCGCGACGGGGGGGCGUGGCCGGUCAGGCGUUCGGCGUGGGCGCCCUGGAGGACGACGACGACGAAGACGUGUACCGUCGGGACGCCAUGUCCAAGUACGACACGGUGCUGGGGGACGAGCCCGGAGACGGACUCUACGGCUGGACGGCGCCGCAGCGCAAGAAAACGAACACGCACCACAAGGAGGCGUCGUACCUCGGCAAAAUCCUCGAAGGCUUCACCUUGGCCCGGAAUUCCGAAGAAAAGAAAACCAUCUUUCCUCCGCCCUCGCUGCCGGCCGACUUCCGCCCCGUGCACUACUUCCGCCCCCCGGUGGCCGUGUCGCACGUUUCGGGCGUCAGCGCCGCCCUGGCUGACGCGCUGAGGUCGUCCAGAGGUCGCGUGGAGCGCGAGGACCCGACCCCCGCGGGACGCCACCACAUGGCGUCGGGCCAGAGGGGGGCGCUGCUGGGGGAAGGCGCCCUACCAGGCCCCGCCUCCGUCAUGGAGCUGCUGAGGCCCGAAGACCGCCAGCGCUUGCUCCGCCUCCGCGCGUCCGCUCCGGCCCCGUCGGGCCCCUCGGCGCGUCCCCCGACCGCCCCCCCGUCGGCCGCGUUGCGCCAACAGCAGGAGGCGGCGGCGGCGGCGGCGGCGUGGAGAGCCGGCGGCCACUCGCAGGCCUUCAAACCCUUCGAGAAGAACGCCGGCAAACAAGCCAGAUACGAAGCCUACUUGGGACGACUGCGCUCGGGAGAGAAAGGCGCUCUGGAGGAGAGUUUGGAUCCUUCCAUGACGGAGUGGGAGCGCAGCAAGGAGAAGGAGGAGUUUGUGCGCGCCUCCAUCCUGUACCGGCCCAGCUCCUCCGUGCUCGCCAGCCGCUUCACGCGGGCCACGCGUCACGACGACGACGACGACGACCACCACCACCACCGCGUCGCGGAAGCGGAUCCGGACCCGGACCGAGAGGGCGACCUGCAGGACAAGAAAGCCGCCGUCAAGAUGAAAAUGUUCGGGAAACUGACCAGAGAAACGUUGGAGUGGCACCCUGACAAGAUUGUUUGCAAACGCUUCAACGUGCCCCACCCCUACCCAGGCUCGUCCGCCGUCGGACUUCCCAAAGUCAAGCGAGACAAGUUUUCCGUCUUCAACUUCCUGACUCUGAGCCAAAGCCCCGAAAGUUCGGGUCCUCCGAAGAAGGCGCAGGGCCCAAAGAAGUCCAGGUGGGACCAGGAGGCUCAGCAGACGAGUGACGCCGGCGCCAAAUCUUCUUCAGAGCCGUCCGGUCAAACUUUGGAGGCGUCACCCGAAGACCCUAAAGUGGAGAGCACACUUGAUGAUGGAUCAUCACAUGACAUCCCCCAGAAGAAGGAGCAAGACGAGGAGGACGGCGAGGACGAGGAGGACGGCGAGGAUCGGGACGCGGAGGAGGAGGUCCGUCCCCCGAUGGACGUUUUCAAGGCCAUCUUCGCCAGCUCUUCAGACGACAGCGAGUCCUCGUCCUCGUCCUCGGGUGAAGAGGAGGAGGAAGUCGUCGACGCGCCUCCGCCGACCCUCUUCGACACCUCCGCCUCGUCUUCCGCCCUCGCGACAUCCUCGCAGCGGACGGCGGCGGCUGCGGUUUCCCGCGCGCUGUCGGAGUCCCAGGAAGUUCCGGAGUUUGGCCCCAAGCUUCCGCCUCCCUGGUUCGGUCCCGCCACGGGGGGCGCCGCCGCCACCGCCGCGCCGGCCUGUGACAGGAAAGUCAAGAACAAGAAGCAACACAAACACAGAAAAGACCGGAAGAAGAAGAAAAGCAAGAAGAAUAAAAACAAAGUGAAGCGGCAAGAAGACAGGAGCAAGAAGAAGAAGAAGAAAAAGACCAAGAAAAAAAAGGAAGAGGACGCCGACGCGUCGGACCCAAGUGAUGACGGAGGAGACGGAAAGGCAGAGGUGUCCGCGCAGGAAUUGAUCCGAAGGGUGAAGAGCGUCUCGUCUUCACGCGCCGCCCGGUGACCCUCGUCGCUCAGGAGAAUGUCAAGGUCCACUCUGACGGGGUCGCAUUUUCUCAUUAAAAAAUGGUUUUCAAAUGC
Syngnathoides biaculeatus (alligator pipefish) is the source of this 3154-nucleotide messenger RNA. RefSeq names its product G patch domain containing 1 (gene gpatch1). The transcript has 17 exons. Gene Ontology annotation, cellular component: nucleus. The record is from RefSeq and is a predicted model, not a curated record. Gene Ontology annotation, biological process: mRNA processing. Gene Ontology annotation, molecular function: RNA binding. The coding region runs from base 765 to 3077 and encodes 770 amino acids. Lineage: Eukaryota; Metazoa; Chordata; Actinopteri; Syngnathiformes; Syngnathidae.